This is a messenger RNA of Pseudozyma flocculosa PF-1, 2358 nucleotides long. RefSeq lists its product as uncharacterized. The coding region runs from base 1 to 2358 and encodes 785 amino acids. Gene Ontology annotation, molecular function: ribonucleoprotein complex binding; protein binding. Gene Ontology annotation, biological process: maturation of LSU-rRNA from tricistronic rRNA transcript (SSU-rRNA, 5.8S rRNA, LSU-rRNA); ribosome biogenesis. Gene Ontology annotation, cellular component: PeBoW complex; preribosome, large subunit precursor. The record is from RefSeq and is a predicted model, not a curated record. NCBI's taxonomy places the organism in Eukaryota, Fungi, Basidiomycota, Ustilaginomycetes, Ustilaginales, Ustilaginaceae. The transcript is spliced from 2 exons.
AUGGCGCCCCGGGCCUCGCGCGCCGCCUCGUCAUCCAAGACGGCGGCAGUAUCACCAGCACCACCAGCACCAGCACCAGCAGCGCCUGCACCACCACCACCGUCGGCCUCAAAGCCAAAGAGGAAGCGCGAGUCCAACCCAAAGGCGACGGCAGCAGCAGCACCGACACCAGCGCCAGCGCCAUCAGCAUCUGCCUCUUCUUCCACAAAGUCAAAGCAGCAGCAGCAGCAGCAGCACGGCCACGACCACCUCCACCUCGACUCGGACGACGAGCAGAUCCAGCUCGAGGACGAAGACGAAGACGGCGCCGCGCAGCUCGAUGGCCAAGACGGCGACGAAUCGGACCACGAAGAGGCCGAAGAGUUCCCCGAGAUCGACCUCGAGCACAGCGACGAUGACGACGACGAACAACGGCCCCAGCAGCUCACCGCACGCAUCACCGAGCUCGCAGACGACAAUGCAGAUGAGGAUGACGAUGAAGACGACGAGUCCGUCGAGCUAGAGGACAGCCAGGCAGAGGAGGAUGACGACGACGACGACGACGACGACGACGACGACGAGGCCUACAACUCGAGCGACAUCGACAACUGGGACUCGGACGAGGAAGACGCGCGCGCCGACGAGUUCCUCGCCCGCGACUCGGCCUCGCAGACGUCGAUCGACGACGAGCUCAACAAGAUGGUCAAGCGCGCAACCGUCAAGCCGGACGAGUCCGGCGUCCAGUACAACCGCCUCGGCAUCGACGUACGCCACGCCGCAAAGCCCUUUGGCGACGACCGCAACCCGGACGGCUCGGCAAAGGCCCAGUUCAAGCGCUCGGCCAUCACGGGCGAGAUGAAGCGCGUCUACCCAGAGAUCGAGCCCGAGUACGACAGCGACUCGAGCACCGAGGACGCGCCCAACCGCAUCGGCAACGUGCCCCUCGAGUGGUACGACGACCUGCCCCACAUUGGCUACGACGUCAACGGCCGCAAGGUCAUGAAGCCCGCCACAAAGGACGAGCUGGACAAGUUCCUCGCCACCGUCGACGGCGACGGCGACGCCUGGCUCUCGGCGCGCGACGAGACCACGGGCAAGGACGUCCGCCUCACCGACGAGGAGCUCGACAUCAUCCGCCGCCUCCAGAACGCCGAGAUCCCCGACGACGCCUACGACCCCUACGAGGACCAGGUCGAGUGGUUCACCGGCGAGGGCAAGGAGAUGGUCAUGCCCCUUUCGGGCCGCCCGGAGCCCAAGCGCCGCUUUGUGCCGUCCAAGUGGGAGCACAAAAAGGUUAUGAAGAUUGUGCGCGCCAUCCGCAGCGGCCGCAUCGUGCCCCAGGCGCCCAAGGCCACCAAGCCCCGCUUCUACAACAUCUGGUCCGACGCCGACGAGGCGCGCGCCGACCACCCGAUGCACAUGCCGGCGCCCAAGCUGCCGCUGCCCGGCCACGAGGAGUCGUACAACCCGCCGGCAGAGUACCUCUUCAACGACGACGAGCGCCGCGAGUGGGAGCAGGCCGACCCCGAGGACCGCAAGCUCAACUACCUGCCCGCCAAGCACGCCGCGCUGCGCCUCGUGCCCGGCUACGACAACUUUGUGCGCGAGCGCCUCGACCGGUGCCUCGACCUCUACAUGGCGCCGCGCAUGAUGCGCAAGCGCAUCGACCUGACCGACCCCGAGUCGCUCGUGCCCAAGCUGCCGUCGCCGAGGGAGCUGCGGCCCUUCCCGACGUCGAUUGCGUGGCACGCCAAGGGCGACUACUUCGCCACCGUCUGCCCGGACGCCAACGCCGGCUCGACGGCGGUGCUGAUCCACCAGCUGACCAAGCACCGGUCUCAGGCGCCGUUCAAGCGGGCGGCGCGCGGCUCGGCGGUGCAAAAGGUGCUCUUCCAUCCGUCCAAGCCGCUGCUGUUUGUGGCGACGCAGCGCUACGUGCGCGUCUACGACCUCAUGGCGCAGGGCUUGGUCAAGACGCUGCUGACGGGCUUCAAGUGGAUCUCGUCGCUCGACAUCCACGCCGGCGGCGACAACCUCAUUGUCGGGUCGUACGACAAAAAGGUGGCCUGGUUCGACCUGGACCUCUCGACGCGGCCGUACAAGACGAUGCGCUACCACACGCGCGCCAUCCGCUCCGUCGCCUUUCACCGGCGCUACCCGCUCUUUGCCAGCGCCAGCGACGACGGCACCAUCCAGAUCUUCCACGGCACCGUCUACGCCGAGUUUGACCGAAACGCCCUCAUUGUGCCGCUCAAGGUGCUUCGCGGCGGCCACGCCGUGUCCAACGGCCUCGGCGUGCUGGACAGCAGGUGGCACCCCACCAUGCCCUGGCUCGUCACGGCCGGCGCGGAUGGCCAGGCGCGCCUCUGGACGCCGUAG